CGCUGAGCUUCCGACACGCAAUACUAUCCUGCAUAUGACGGCACGGUGCUGAGAUCCGUGAAUGAACGUGUGCGAUUAGAUAGGGUUUCAGUGGCUGAUUUGGCUGCAUCGAUUGUGUAUGAGUAUUACCCGCUCUUUCGUCGACCGCACACGAUGGAUCCACGAACCUGGUUCCGUGACCUCACGCCCUACUUGCUCUUCCUCAUCUUCGUGAGCACCCUCGGACCGUUCCUCUUCGGCUACCACCUCACCGAGCUCAACACCCCUCUCGAUGUCAUCACCUGCAAGCGAAAGUCCCUCCUCGGACCUGAUGCCGUGUCGUCGUCCACCCUUCCCCAGUGUAUCCCCAUGACAGCGGAGGAACUCGGGGUGGUGAGCUCCAUGUUUACCUUGGGUGGAUUUCUGGGUGCUUUGGUGGCCGGUACGGUCUCUACAAGCCAUGGGCGGAUGCAUGCAAUGCGACUCGCGGUCCCUUUCUCCAUCCUUGGCCCCAUCUUCGCGGCUCUCGCGCCGAAUAUCGCAACUAUGGCUAUAGGACGCUUCAUUUCAGGCUUGGGUUCAGGGGCUGCUAUGGUUUCCGUGCCAAUAUACAUCUCCGAGCUCUCCCCGCCGGCUGAGAAGGGGUUUUUCGGCGCCUUCACCCAGGUGAUGGUGAAUGUUGGCAUCUUUCUUGCACAGCUGCUUGGGUAUUUCCUGGCCUUUGGUCAGAUGUGGAGGAUUGUACUGGCUGCUGCUGGGCUGGUUGGAGUUGGGCAGCUGGUCGGACUGAUGUUCUCGGACGAAAGCCCGAAAUGGAUUGCUGCCAACGUAGAAGGGGGUGGGCCGAAAGCACGAAAGAUCUUGAGGAGAGUGAGAGGUGAGAGGUUCGAUAUCGACGGCGAAUUUAACAGCUGGGGCAUUGCUGCUGGUGAAGACGAUGAGGAACAAGAAUCUCUCUUGAAUUCGCCGGAUCAGCAACACCUCCCCUCAAACAAGAGCCAGUCCGGCCAGGGGCAUCUUGGGAUGCUACAAGCUUUGGCCAGCCCCCAGACCAGGAAGGCAGUGAUUGCUGUCAUAAUGGUUAUGCUUGCCCAACAGCUUUGCGGUAUCAACUCGAUUAUCAUGUACGGCGUUUCCCUCUUAUCCUCGCUCCUAUCUUCCUCCUCUGCCCUCCUCAACCUCGCCGUUUCUGCCCUCAAUAUCAUUGUCACAGCCGCCUGUGCCCCGCUCGUCGACAAGCUCGGUCGUAAGCCCUGCCUGCUCGGCUCUAUCUUCGGGAUGGGCAUUUCAUCUCUUGCUCUAGCCUUCUCCAUCGGCUAUAACAUCAAAGUCCUCUCCGCCGUCGCCGUCAUCCUGUUUGUUUGCUCGUUUGCGGUCGGGCUCGGUCCCGUCCCGUUCAUCCUUGCCAGCGAGCUGGCCGUCCACGAAGCCGUCGGCGCCACCCAAAGCUGGGCGCUCGCGUCCAAUUGGAUCGCCACCUUUGUCGUCGCUCAGUUUUUUCCCGUGGUGAACAAAGCGCUGGGUGAGGGACGGGUGUAUUUCAUCUUCGCGGCGUUUGCGGCCGGGUUCUUCCUCCUGGUCCUCACCUUCGUGCCUGAGACGAAGGGAAAGAAGUCAGCGGAGGAAGUUUGGGGACACGAGUCUGAGAGACGGGACGAUUGAACUGUAGCGUUUGGAAUUGGCAUUGGCGAGGAGUACAGGCCUGGGUAUAUUGGGAUUAGCAUCCAAAACGGGGUAGGCUUGUAGCAACAUCAGACAGUCUAACAGUAACUAUGCAAUAAUGCCAAUCAAAAUUCAUCCU
This is a messenger RNA of Eremomyces bilateralis CBS 781.70, 1780 nucleotides long. RefSeq names its product general substrate transporter. Gene Ontology annotation, molecular function: hexose transmembrane transporter activity. Gene Ontology annotation, biological process: monosaccharide transmembrane transport. Lineage: Eukaryota; Fungi; Ascomycota; Dothideomycetes; Eremomycetales; Eremomycetaceae. The transcript has 4 exons. The record is from RefSeq and is a predicted model, not a curated record. The coding region runs from base 154 to 1641 and encodes 495 amino acids. Gene Ontology annotation, cellular component: membrane.